Rhodotorula toruloides NP11 is the source of this 1554-nucleotide messenger RNA. RefSeq names its product transcription initiation factor TFIIE subunit alpha. The record is from RefSeq and is a predicted model, not a curated record. Gene Ontology annotation, cellular component: transcription factor TFIIE complex. Gene Ontology annotation, biological process: transcription initiation at RNA polymerase II promoter; transcription open complex formation at RNA polymerase II promoter. The coding region runs from base 1 to 1554 and encodes 517 amino acids. The transcript is spliced from 7 exons. Lineage: Eukaryota; Fungi; Basidiomycota; Microbotryomycetes; Sporidiobolales; Sporidiobolaceae.
AUGUCAACCGCGACAGCCUCGACUUCGAGCGGGUCGACGACGGCGGGGCUGGACACGGCCAAGCUCUUGCUGCAGAAGGUGGUCAGGGGGUUCUACGGGCCGAGGCAGGCGAUCUUGGUGGACCAGCUCGUCAAGAAGGAGGUCUUUCCGGCCGACGAGCUCUCCAAGCGACUCGGGAUGCAGGUUAAAGACGUGACCAAGAUCGCACACCGGCUCAUCGAGGACCAGCUCGUCCAGAUCCACCGCCGGUCCGAGAUGCGAGAGAACGGUGCGAUGAAGGCGUUGCAGAGGGGCUACUACUAUCUCGACUACUCGCGAGCGACGGACGUGAUCAAGUGGCGGAUGUACAAGAUCCAGCAGACGGUCGACGUCGAGCUGCGGAAUGAGCUCGACGCGCAAGGCUACGUCUGCCCGCUCUGCAAAGCCACGUACACACCUCUCGACGCCGCCAACCUGAUCGACCCCUUCCGCAACAUCCUCGCCUGCAGCGUCUGCCAGACCGAGCUUGUGGACAAGGAGAACGAAGAGGACGUGCAGGGCAAGAAGGAGCGGAUGCAGAGGCUCAACAAGCAGUCGAAGAGUAUUGUCGACUUGCUGAAGAAGCUCGAGCAGGCAGAGUUGCCUAGGUUCAACGUCGAGGCCUACCUCGCCAUCCACGGUCCAGCUCUCGGCGUCACCGCAGCCGCAGCAGCCGAAGCAAACGGUACCGCUGCUCCGGCCGCAGCAAUCGUCAAGAUCCACAUGGCUGGCGACGACGACGAAGCAAAGGAGAAGGCUCGUCGCGAGCGCGAAGUCGAGGAGAAGCGCGCGCAGAAUGCUCUGCCAAGCUGGAUCGCGCAGUCGACCAUCUCGGCGGAUUCGGAACAGACGUUCGGCUCGACUGGGAGUGCGGCGGCGUCUCCCGCGGAAUCACCUGCGCCCGAAGCUCCGGUUAAGCCGGCGAUCAGCCAGCCUUUGCGGAUGCUCGGCGAGGAGGCGAAGCCUGCGGUUGACGCGAAUGCAGCGGACGAAGAUCAGGAGGAAGAGGAGGAGAUCGACCUCGACGCGUACUACGCAAACCUUGAGCUGGCGCAGCCGUCGGAGGAUUCGACGAACUCCUCUACGCCCGCUCUGGGCCAACCGGUCGACACGCCUGCGCUCUCGCCGCCCAUCUCCUUCUCGGGACGAGAAGCCUCUGAAUCACUCGACACCGUCGAUCCGCCUGCGCCACUCAAGCGCGAGCGAGAAGACGAAAGCGAGGACUACGAUUCCGGCGCGAGUGCGAAGCGGGCCAAGCAGGACGACACGCCUGCGACCGCCUCGCCAGCACCUCCUUCCGCCACUGCCACGCCCGAAGCGCCAGCAGCCACCGGCGAGGCCGACGCAGACGAAGAGGACGAGGACGAGUUCGACGAGUUCGAGCCGGCCGAGGGUGUGAACACGGACCCGAACCAGUUCGUCUCCGUGGGCGGCAAGAUGCUGCCGUUCUCGCAAGUGACGGACGAGAUGACUGGUGAUAUGACCGCGGACGAGUACAGCGCGUAUUGGGAAGUCUACCAAGCGGUUAACGGCUAG